AUGAUGGAGACAGACCCCUUCUUCUGGUCAAUUGAUGAAGUGGUCGCGUAUCUUUGUCAUGGCUCGUUCAAAGACUGGGCUCGUUCCUCUCUACCGCGGCCUGAUCCAGCCCAAUUAGAGAGCCAUCUUCGAGAGAAUUAUGUGACCGGCGAGGUCCUUUUAACUGAAGUCGAUAGAGAGGCCUUGCCUCGCUAUCUUGGGUUAAAAGCACUUGGGCAUCAAGCCACGAUCUUCAAGGCGAUCCAGUACUUGAGAUCGCGUUCCUCUGAGUUCCACAACGGCACUAAUGACUUCUCGAGUCCACAGAAUGUUAUAGCCGCCUCUCCUGCUCCGAUUCACGGCUCCUCUGGUCCUCCUGUGUGCCAAAAUAGAUCUAUAACCUCCGCACAUUCUUCCCGCGAGCCUCAAGCUCCGCCGACCAAAAGUGAUACCCCUCAGCCUGUCGAGUCCACGCCUAAAGGGCCGGAUCUGCUACCUCCUCAACAUAAAGAAAAUGAUGGCAGAAAACGCCGACGGCUCAACUCAAGCGCCAUAUCGACACAAACUCUCCACAGCAUUCCUGAAAACCCUCGCCAAAAGAGAUAUCUGUGCUCCCAGAAGCAACCUGUUAAAGAUGUCUUUUAUAAAGGUCUAGAGAGUGACGAAGACAAUGAUACAUUUGGAUACGUUCGUCCAUCGAAUUUCUCUACAGGUCAAUCCCGUUUCAUCAAUAAGCGGAUGCAAUAUUUUCUGAGACAAAUGCCACAGCCAUUCCCAGAGGAUAAAGAAGGAUCUCUCGCAAUCUUUCCAUAUGACAAGACAGUUGCCCCGGGUGUCCCGCGCUACUUUACGCUCUAUGAGAAGAAUGAUGGGAAGGUUAAUGUUAGGAUGGAAGAGGUUGAAAAAUGGCCCCACCUCAAGGAAAAAAGUGCUUUGGACUACCUCCUUGUUAAAUAUCCCCCGCAGGGCGAGGAAUUGCCACUGUAUGGAGAUUCAGGAUCCGAAGAUUACGACUCCGAUACCUGCAGAGAUAUGGAUGAGGCCAGGGACGAUGCCGAAGAUGAAAAUAAGGAUGAUACCUCUAAUCUAAUGUCUGCAGCCGAAUUAAAUGCGAUUAUUGACAAAUUUAUCAUGGACACUAUCGAGAAAUGGAAAAGCAACAAGCUACCAAUGCAUGAAAAAAAGGCAUGGGCAUUAUGGCAGCGGUCAAGGAAAGCUGGGACUGUUCCCGCUGAUAUUCGUCGAGCUAAAGCUGAAAUUGCCCAUCUAGAUGGGCGUCUAGCCAAUUGGUCAAAAGGUAUAAAAAGCAACGAGUAUGAAAAAAGCGAUCAUAGCAAGGUGCUGCGGCAAUGCGCGUCAUUAGAGGUAACGGUGGCACAACGAGAACUUCGGAAAUGGCAACUGUCCGUCUUAGAGCUGGGGAAAUGCCCUGACAAACCCAGUACUCCUUUCUCUCAUCAACAGGUACCCCGACAACGCUUCAAGGAUAAUGAUGAGGAAUCCAUUGGGUCUGAUACUGAUGAUGCUAUGGAAGACGAUCCAGACUUUGUGGUGUCGGAUGAGGCACACGGCAGCCAUGUGGAAGGAAUAUGCCCCCAAGAUAAUACAACCAUUACUCCUCCACGUCCAUCUAUGCCAAGCAGAGAAAGCGCUUGCUCACCACCCGGCCCCACUGGUUCAACCCCUAUAAAUGGCCCGUUUGAAGACGUUGAGCUUGUGGAUUUAACUCAAGUAGAUCAAGAAGACCAGCAAGAGGUGGUCGAGGAGGAUGUUGAAGAUCCUGAUAAACUAGAUAUCCAUACUCCACCAUUAAAUCCCGCCGACAGCCCCAAGGACCGGCUUCAGUUUCCCACUUCCUCUCUCCUUCCUAACCCAAUACGCGAUCAGACCCCUUCUACCACUUCAGAGCUACCCGAUUUUAAUGAUGUUGCUGGAAUGGCUGAGGUAAAUUGGAAUACUUUAACGGAGCGUCGUGAUAGGAAACGGCUUCUUGCUAAAACAGUCUAUACUCUAUCCGAAGAGGAACGGUUGAAGUUAACCUCAUUGCUUAGCUCUAUGGAAAAAAAUGCUUGGCGCAGACGAGUAAGGGAAGCGUUGAGAGCGAUUCAAAAGAAUAGGCCAGGCAGGAUCGCAUCUGCGAGUGAAGAGGAUAGCUUUUGUUAUAGGAGAAUGGCUACUCUAUAUGUCUCAUGGCUGAGGAUCGAGCAAAUACAAGGAAGCAAAGGUAUUCGGAAAUCACACAUAAAGGAAGCCCGUGAGAAAGAUGAUUUAUUUCCUUUCUACAAUGAUCUAACUGAGAUUUUAUGCGUUGAACAUCCCAAGAGGGCAAAGCGGGAGCCAUCCUGCGAAAUUGUCAACUCAUUACAGAAAAUCCCUCAAGAGGGGUCCGCGCAGGCUAACAAUCCAAUUAUUAUUGAAGACGAGGAAGAUGAUCCUUCCGGAAAAGAUGCCGAUGCACAAGGCAGUACUAGGGCCACUCCACGCAAGAAACGAAAGAGGCCCGUAGCAGAAAGCCGGGAAGCCAUGGAGACACAGAACCGGGCACAGCGCCGUGUCGAAGAGCAAGCAUCACAGCAGCGGCGUUUACAGGAAGAAGGUGGUAUUGAAAAUGAUGAUCCUGAGCGGAAAAUUGUUAGUUUUGAUGAUCCCGUUAUCUACUUACAUCGCGAUCUUGGACGUCGUGUAAAAGAACAUCAAAUUUCAGGGAUUCAGUUUAUGUGGAGAGAAUUGAUCAAAGACGAGAAAAAUGAAGGCUGUCUUUUAGCCCAUACAAUGGGACUGGGGAAAACAAUGCAAGUUAUCUCUCUCCUGGUAACCAUUGCCAAUGCGUCUAACUCAUCGGAUCCAAAAAUUAAAUUGCAAGUCCCAGAGCGUCUUAGAACAUCGCGGACUUUGAUUACAUGCCCUGCCUCUUUAAUAGAUAACUGGGAAGAAGAAUUCGCUAAGUGGACUCCACCAGAUACGAAAACUAGAUAUAAUCUAGGAGAAGUGCGGAAGGUAGUGUCAUUGAAUCCGUUACAGCGACUUGUUACCAUCAAUGCUUGGUAUACCGAGGGUGGUGUGCUACUAAUCAGCCAUGAACUUUUACGCCGAAUGAUACACAAUCCCACCCAGAAACCCGACUCUCAAAGGCUACCGCUCGAAAAAUGUGAAAUUAUAAAGUGCCAAUUGCUUGAUGGCCCAAAUAUCAUUGUUGCAGAUGAAGCACACAAGCUAAAAAAUGGUGCAUCCAAUCUUUCAAAAGCGUGCGCCAUGUUCAAAUCAAAAAGCCGCAUAGCUUUAACUGGAUCGCCUCUCUCAAAUCAGUUAAUCGACUAUUAUCAAAUGAUUAAUUGGAUCUCGCCUGGAUACCUUGGCACCCUGAAGCAAUUCAAAGCCAAAUACGAGGAGCCCAUUAGAGAAGGACUAUACUAUGAUAGUACCAACUGGGAAUAUGUGCAGUCUCGGAAAAAACUGGAAGUUUUGAAGAAAGUUCUCGAACCAAAGGUGAAUCGAGCCGGUGUAUCAGUUAUCCAAAAAGAUCUUCCUUCAAAGGUUGAAUUUGUCAUUGUCAUUCCAGUAACGCCUCUCCAAGAAGAGACAUACAAUCAGUUUGUGGCUUUGACUAUGGAAGGGAAGGGGGAUUUUGAAUUCACACGGCUGUGGGCUCUGCUUUCGUAUCUAACCCUCUUGUGCCACCACCCUUCAUGCUUCCUGCGAAAGCUCCUCGAGAAAAAGAAGGAAAAGAGUGAGGUUAAUGAUAGGUGGAAAGCUAUGGAAGGCAGCCAGGUAGUGGUUGUUCCUUCAGAAUCCGAGCCUGAGGCCAACCCCGAGGACAGUCCAACGCUGGCAGAAGUAGAAGAUGCGGCCAUCGCAACAGAAGAACAAGCCACGAUAACAGAUGAACUUGUGUCACAAUUCGAACAAAAGUUCAAAAGCAUUAAAAACCUGGAUUCUCCAGAGCAUUCUCGCCGUAUCCAAAUGGUUGGACAAAUUGUUGAUGAAUCUAUUAAAGCUGGUGACAAGGUCCUUAUAUUUUCAGGUUACUUAUAUACGCUUACUUACAUUGGCACAAUGUUAGCGGCGAAGGGCCAGAAGUUCUGUCGUCUAGAUGGAAAGACGCCGAUAGCCACUCGGCAGGCAGCUACAAAAAGCUUCAGUAACUCGGAUUCGCAGGUAUACCUUAUUUCGACGAAAGCUGGGGCGCUUGGCCUCAACAUUAUUGGCGCAAAUCGAGUUAUCAUUUUUGAAUCUGAGUACAAUCCAACCUGGGAAGAGCAGGCCAUUGGGCGGGCAUACCGCCUUGGACAGACAAAGGACGUUUUUGUCUAUCGGUUUGUUAUGGGAGGAACCUUUGAGGAAUUAAUACAUGAAAAGGGGGUUUUCAAGAAAAAUAUGGCGCUUCGUGCUGUUGACAAGAAAAAUCCCACUCGCUCUACCGGCAAAUCUACGAGUGAAUUUAGACGCCCUAUCCGAAGUGUGAAAAAGCACGACUUAUCUGAAUUCCGUGGCAAAGACCCAAAAGUGCUAGACAAAAUCCUUGCGCAACCAAACGACAUUUAUAAGAUCAUCCUAACAGAGACCCUUCAUCGAGAGGAUGCUGUGCAGUUUACCGCUGAAGAGAAGAAUGAAAUUCAGGCGGAGUUAGAUGACGAGAGAUUGGAGCGAAGUGACCCUGUUUUAUGGGCAAAGAAGCAGCACGAAAAGAGGUUAGCACAAGAAGAGAGUGUACGCAGGGCACUAGCGCUGUCACGACAGCAGUAUCCGCAGCCUUUCCCAGCCAUCAGGGCUGGCAACGGUCAUCAACCCCAGCCUGGCCAAUCUCCUUCACCAAUACAAUGGCAGCGUCCCUACACCUAUAAUGGAAAUGGUGCUGUAAAUGCACAACCUGUGCCAACUAUGAGGACUCCAGUUUCUAGUCCGCUACAGUCCUCGACAUCUUCCCACAUAUCAAACCUAGCCCAACCGUUACCACUACCUUCAACGUCAUACCAGAGCCUAGCUAGGACAGCACUUCCAACUCAGACAACCCCGUCGCAAUCAGCACCAAUCCAAACCUCUUCUCCAAUUCCGGUUCCACCCGCCUCCAUUCAAAUGCAGCCUUCAAUAGUGCCUUCUCCUGUACCCCCGGCUCCACAUCCCAACUCAGGGCAGCAAGGCCCUGAGGCUCGAAGUGUACAGCCACCCCCUCUACCCCCUUCGACCGCCCAGCCAUUACAAGAUCCUAAAACCAACAGUCCAAAGCAAAUAGAGAGGGGAAUGAGAGAUACUGAAUUCAACCUGUUGGGAAGACCAGUCUUCGAGUCCCGAGGAUCCAACGAAGUCAAGCUGCAGACAACAAUAGGGUAUAUCCUUUAA
Messenger RNA from Microsporum canis CBS 113480, 5316 nucleotides. RefSeq names its product chromatin-remodeling complex ATPase chain isw-1. The coding region runs from base 1 to 5316 and encodes 1771 amino acids. Gene Ontology annotation, molecular function: ATP hydrolysis activity; ATP binding; protein binding. Gene Ontology annotation, cellular component: nucleus. The record is from RefSeq and is a predicted model, not a curated record. NCBI's taxonomy places the organism in Eukaryota, Fungi, Ascomycota, Eurotiomycetes, Onygenales, Arthrodermataceae. The transcript is spliced from 3 exons.